UUUGGUUGUUAUUCAUCGAGAGGCUGGUGGUGGAUGAACUGUGACGGUCCGAGGGAGGGGAGUCGGUUGAGGAGGCGCCACGGGGCUGCUGGAGUGCUUGUUCCGGUUCUUCCAGGUGAACGAUUUAAACCGCGAGCUCAUCAGGUCCAUAUGUGACCACGAUGGAGGUCAACGGGGGGGAAAGAGAAACAAAGGACGGAGAAAAAGGGGAGGGCGGAGACAGAGUAAGCGAGGGGAACGAUCCAAGAGGGAGAGAGAGGGGGAAAAGAAGGGGGAAAAGGAAAAAGAAAGGAAAGCAAACACCGAAGGGGAAAGAGAAACGAAAGCGAAAGGCAGGCAGAAAGAAAGAGGCAGUGCCCGGGAUCGCUCUGGCGACGACUCCGUAGUUGCGCCCGAUGGGAGAUGGGGCGGGGAAGUGGAAAAACACGGAAGGAAUCAA
This is a messenger RNA of Aspergillus steynii IBT 23096, 439 nucleotides long. RefSeq lists its product as uncharacterized. Bases 162 to 386 code for a protein of 74 amino acids. NCBI's taxonomy places the organism in Eukaryota, Fungi, Ascomycota, Eurotiomycetes, Eurotiales, Aspergillaceae. The transcript has 2 exons. The record is from RefSeq and is a predicted model, not a curated record.